This is a messenger RNA of Nanorana parkeri, 5250 nucleotides long. RefSeq names its product mitogen-activated protein kinase kinase kinase 4 (gene MAP3K4). Gene Ontology annotation, molecular function: protein kinase activity; ATP binding. Bases 2 to 4678 code for a protein of 1558 amino acids. Gene Ontology annotation, biological process: MAPK cascade; protein phosphorylation. NCBI's taxonomy places the organism in Eukaryota, Metazoa, Chordata, Amphibia, Anura, Dicroglossidae. The transcript has 27 exons. The record is from RefSeq and is a predicted model, not a curated record.
UAUGGGGCACAUGCGCAAAACCGAAAAUGCUGGUGGAGACAGUUUGGGCUGUGAAGCUGAUGAGUUUUCAGAUGAAGUCAAUGCAGAAACCUUCUAUGGCACCUCUCCUCCCAGCACUCCCCGACAGAUGAAACGCAUGUCUAGCAAACAUCAACGGAACAGCUCUGGGAGGUCGGUUAGCCGUUCCUUAUGCAAAGAAAAGAUGAGCACGCCAAAUCAGACACCACAGAAGGAAGCCGGUAAAAACCUUGAAAACGUGGAGGAUCACAGCUACCGGCAGGAGAAGAAGAAUCGGGCAACACUCAGGACAACCGAGAGGGAUCAGAAGAAUAAUGUGCAAUGCUCAUUUAUGCUGGAUCCUACCUGUAGCGCCUUGCCAAAAAAGUCUAUACCAGAUGUUGAUCUUAAUAAGCCUUACCUCAGCCUUGGUUGCAGCAGCACCAGUAAGCUACCAGUGUCUGUUCCUGUUCCAAUUGCUAGGACUGCGAGACAGACCUCUAGAACAGACUGUCCAGCUGACCGCUUGAAGUUUUUUGAGACGCUUCGUCUUUUACUUAAGCUUACUUCAGUCUCGAAGAAAAAAGAAAGGGAACAGCGAGGUCAGGAAAAUAACUCUUCUAUGUGGUUUAAUCAGUCUAAUGAACUCUUUUGGCUAGAGCUUCAAGCUUGGCAUGCUGGCCGCAGUAUUAAUGAUCAAGACUUGUACUUGUAUACAGCUCGCCAGACAAUACCGGAUAUAAUUAAUGAAAUUCUAACGUUUAAGGUAAACUAUGGAAGGUUGUCUUCGGUCAGCAAUGGUGGCAAUCUCAAUGGACCCGUUGCAGGGGGGCAGUAUCCAUGCCCUCAUGAAGCGAAUUCUUUUGGUUAUUCAAGCUAUCAUGACCACAUCCAGAAACAGAGGAUUUCUUUUGAGCAAGUAAAACAGAUUAUGGAACUCUUGGAGUACAUUGAGGCACUUUACCCAUCUUUACAGGCUCUUCAGCGAGAUUAUGAAAAAUAUGCAGCAAAAGACUUUCAAGCACGAGUGCAGGCACUCUGCUUAUGGCUUAAUAUAACUAAGGACCUUAACCACAAGCUGAGGAUUAUGGGAACUGUUUUAGGUAUCAAAAACCUUUCUGACAUUGGCUGGCCAGUGUUUGAAAUUUCUUCACCACGUCCAUCAAAUGGUCCAGAGGAAGACAAUGACAUGGAACAAGAGGGGGAUAUGAGCACAGAGGGUUCCGGAACUUGUACAGAGGAAAGUGAUGAAGAAAAUGAUGACGAUAUGCUACAAGCUAGGCAUGAAACUGACCGUAACCAAAACAACAAGUUAAAGGUUCACUCUAUGAAAGGGGACCACUGCCUACAAAAACUUGACAGAUUUGCAUCCGAGGAUGACUCUUGCUGGGGAAAUCCAGAGUGCACUCAGGAGUCUGGCUGUAACAGGCACUGUUUGACCUCAAUAUACAGGCCCUUUGUGGACAAAGCAUUAAAGCAGAUGGGGCUUCGGAAGCUAAUUUUGAGGCUUCAUAAAUUAAUGCAUGGCUCACUUCAGAGGGCACGGACAGCCUUAAUAAAGACUGAUCAUAAAUUGGAGUCUUCAGAAUUCCCCGACCUCCUGUUAUGUUCAGAUUACUUGCCUGACCUGCUGAAGCAAUUAUCUACUUCGCUGCACAACUCAGAACCCGCAUGUGACCCCGUGUCACUAGAAGAGCUGAGGGCCAUGGACUUACCGUCAUUUGAACCGGCCUUCUUGGUCCUCUGUCGUGUCCUUUUAAAUGUAAUUCAUGAGUGUCUCAAAUUGAGACUGGAACAGAGGCCUGCAGGGGAACCGUCACUCUUGAGCAUUAAACAGUUAGUGAGAGAGUGCAAAGAAGUUCUGAAAGGUGGACUGUUGAUGAAGCAAUACUACCUGUUCAUGUUGAGAGAGGGGCUGGAUGACUUUCAAAAGCCUGAUUGUAACAUGGAUGCUUUUGAGGAAGAUCUGCAUAAAAUGUUAAUGGUGUACUUUGACUACAUGCGUAGUUGGAUCCAGAUGUUGCAGCAGUUACCUCAAGCUUCUCACAGCCUGAAAAACCUUCUAGAAGAAGAAUGGAAUUUCACCAAAGAAAUUACCCCUUACAUACGAGGAGGAGAAGCUCAGGCUGGGAAACUUUUCUGUGAUAUUGCAGGAAUGCUGCUGAAAUCUACUGGGAAGUUUCUGGACUCUGGCCUACAGGACAGCUGUGAUGAAUUCUGGGCCAGCACCGAUGAUAGCAUUGUCUCUGAUGAAAUAAGGAGAUCAGUUAUUGAAACCAGCAGAGCCUUGAAGGAACUUUUUCAUGAAGCUAGAGAAAGAGCAUCCAAAGCACUUGGAUUUGCUAAAAUGUUAAGAAAGGACUUGGAAAUUUCUGCCGAAUUCACUUUUUCUGCACCUGUACGAGACCUAGUAACGUACUUAAGCACAAAGAAUUAUGCAAAGGUCAUUAUUCCUACUCUUGAGAAUCUGCAUGUGUUUGUGCGAAGUAGCCUUUCUAGAGCAAAAUCGGUUAUUUUACAAUUGCUGAAUGCUGCAGCUGGUAUAGACUGCUCUAAAGACUGCGAAGAUGUGGCAUAUGAAGCCUACCUUCUGAUGACCAAGCACUCUGAGAAGGACCAAGAUGUGGAAGAUGUUUGGAGUUCUUGGGAAGGACAGACAGUAAAAAUAGUGCCGCCAGUAGAAACUGCAGAUACUUUGAGGAGUAUGCAGGUUGACAAUCUGUUGCUUGUGGUGAUGCAGUCUUCCAUCUUAACGAGCCAUAGAAAGGCUUUCCAGCAAUCUGUUGAGGAUAUCUUAUCUCUAAGGCUUGAACAGACAUCCAGUCACCCUGUGAUUGCAAAAGCUUUGCAUCAACUCAAGAGUGAUGCAUUGCAGCUUUGCAACAAGAUAAGCAGUGCCAUAGAUCGAGUGGAUCAGAUGUACAGCUCAGAGUUCGAAGCUGAGGUGGAUGAAUCAGAAUCCUCCACAUUACAGCAGUACUACAGAGAAGCAAUGAUUCAAGGCUACAACUUUGGUUUUGAGUAUCAUAAAGAAGUAGUCCGUCUGAUGUCUGGGGAAUUCAGGCAGAAAAUUGGUGACAAAUACAUAAGCUUUGCCAGAAAAUGGAUGAACUAUGUUUUGACGAAAUGCGAAAGUGGUCGUGGUACCAGACCAAGGUGGGCAACUCAAGGAUUUGACUAUCUUCAAGCAAUCGAGCCAGCAUUCAUUUCAGCCCUUCCAGAGGAUGAUUUUCUGAGCUUGCAAGCUCUCAUGAAUGAAUGUAUCGGCCAUGUUAUUGGGAAACCCCAUAGUCCUGUUACAGGUUUGUACCUGGCUACACAUCGCAAUAGUCCCAGACCUGUGAAGGUUCCUCGAUGUCACAGUGACCCACCAAACCCUCACCUCAACACUCCUACACCAGAAGGUUUCAGCAAUCGAAUUGUCACUUGUGAUGUGAAGAACCAACCCAGCACAGCUGCCGGUCGCCCAACUCCAUUUAGUAGCGACUCGGUUCAACAAAAAUCCUUCAGCAGUGUAAAUGAUAACAGGGGCUCGAGUGUUCCAGAAAAUGACCGACUGGCCUCUAUAGCAUCAGAGCUUCAGUUUAGAUCGCUUAGUCGUCACUCAAGCCCUACAGAAGAGAGAGAAGAACCAACUUAUCCUAAGGGAGAUCAAGGAGGAUCUACACGACGAAGUUGGGAACUUCAGACUUUGAUUAGUCAGACUAGAGACACAGCAACCCGACAACGUCCAAUUGAGGCCGUUCAGAAAUCUGUGAAGAUAUUUGAAGAAGAACGAUACAGAGAAAUGCGAAGGAAAAACAUAAUUGGCCAAGUCUGCGACACACCUAAGUCCUAUGACAAUGUUAUGCAUGUUGGGCUUAGGAAGGUGACAUUCAAAUGGCAGAGAGGCAAUAAAAUCGGUGAAGGUCAAUACGGGAAAGUCUACACCUGCAUUAGUGUUGACACUGGAGAGUUGAUGGCUAUGAAAGAAAUACGUUUUCAGCCAAAUGACCAUAAGACAAUCAAAGAAACAGCAGAUGAAUUGAAAAUCUUUGAAGGUAUCAAACACCCAAAUCUUGUCCGAUAUUUUGGUGUAGAACUUCACAGAGAAGAAAUGUACAUUUUCAUGGAAUACUGUGAUGAGGGUACUUUGGAGGAAGUUUCUAGGCUUGGCCUUCAGGAGCACGUCAUACGACUUUACACUAAGCAAAUCACCAUUGCAAUAAAUGUGCUUCAUGAACAUGGUAUUGUUCACCGGGAUAUAAAAGGUGCAAACAUAUUUCUUACAUCUUCUGGGCUAAUCAAACUGGGAGACUUUGGAUGCUCUGUGAAACUGAAAAACAAUGCACAGACCAUGCCUGGAGAAGUCAACAGUACAAUGGGAACAGCAGCAUACAUGGCCCCAGAGGUUAUCACCAGAGCAAAAGGAGAAGGACAUGGACGAGCAGCAGAUAUCUGGAGUUUGGGCUGUGUACUGAUUGAAAUGGUCACAGGCAAGCGACCAUGGCAUGAAUAUGAACACAACUUUCAGAUAAUGUACAAAGUAGGGAUGGGAAACAAGCCUCCUAUUCCAGAUAGGAUAAGCCCAGAAGGAAAAGAUUUUCUUUCUCACUGCAUGGAAAGCGAUCCAAAGAAACGAUGGACGGCUAGUCAGCUCUUGGACCAUCCAUUUGUUAAGGUUUGCACAGAUGAAGAAUGAAGCGGUCGUGGAGAUAUGGCCUAAAUGUAUUUCAGCAAGUCAUCUCUUAAUCACUACUGUAUGUAAUAUUUACAUAAAGACUAAGCUGGGGCACGCAGUGCAACAUUGUGUAUUACCGUGACUUAAGACUUCUCAGAUGAUGGGCGUCACUUGUCCUCCUCCUGCUGCUGUUCUUGUAUGUGUUAUAUGGCACAUGUUCUCCAUGUGACAGCAUCCCUGCACAUGUUCUCCAUGUGACAGCAUCCCUGCACAUGUGUUUUUGUUUUUAUAAAAGCUGCAUGUGAAGUGCCAUUACUACUGUACAUGGACCAUUGUGUUUUAAUUUGUUCUUCAGCUUUUUAUUUCUCGUAUGAAUGAGAACUGUAAUAAAAUGUACUGUUUUUGACAUUUUCAGACUCUGAUGCAAGUUAGUAUUACCGCUGAGCAUUCUAGACCUUGUAAAUGUUUUCCUGUUUGUUGUGUACACUGUGAAUGUGUCAUUUUAUGGCCAGCUUCAGAUUUGUUAUCCAAGAAAAGUUAACUAUUGAAAUUGGAAGAACAUUUUCUUAAUAAAUGGUUUAUUUUAAGACGUU